AUGGCCUCGUUGUGCAGACGAGCUGUAUUCCAGGCAUGUAGCCGAACAUUUUCCACAGCUCCAGUCUGUGGAAAAUACCGUAAAGACCAAAUGCCUGAUCCCAUGGAUCUCGCGACUGGUCUUGAAAAGCGUGAGCUGCUUGCUUACCAAUCUGGAAACGACGAUCCCUUCAUGAUGAAAGGAAUCAUUCGCGGUCCUGGGACCAAAGAUCAGCCCAACGAAGUACCAAGUGCAUUCAACAGUCGUAUUGUUGGUUGUAUUUGCGAGGAAGACUCAACUAGUAUACUCUGGAUGUGGUUACACUCAGGAAUCCCACGACGCUGUAAAUGUGGACAUUGGUUUAAACUUGUGAAGAAAACUCCUAUCUAA
Cotesia congregata is the source of this 369-nucleotide messenger RNA. The record is from the annotation of a GenBank genome assembly. NCBI's taxonomy places the organism in Eukaryota, Metazoa, Arthropoda, Insecta, Hymenoptera, Braconidae.